This is a messenger RNA of Cimex lectularius (bed bug), 514 nucleotides long. RefSeq names its product lon protease homolog, mitochondrial-like. Lineage: Eukaryota; Metazoa; Arthropoda; Insecta; Hemiptera; Cimicidae. Gene Ontology annotation, biological process: chaperone-mediated protein complex assembly; mitochondrion organization; protein catabolic process. The annotation marks the transcript as partial. The transcript is spliced from 2 exons. Gene Ontology annotation, cellular component: mitochondrial matrix. The record is from RefSeq and is a predicted model, not a curated record. Gene Ontology annotation, molecular function: serine-type endopeptidase activity; ATP binding; ATP-dependent peptidase activity.
GGUGCUGUUCCAAAAGAUGGACCAAGUGGGGGCAUUGCCAUCGUUUCAGCACUUUUAUCUUUAGCGAUGAACAGGCCAAUUAGGCAAAACAUAACAAUGACUGGUGAAGUAUCAUUAAAAGGAAAUGUCAUAGCUGUUGGAGGAAUCAAAGAAAAAAUCAUGGCAGCAAAAAGAGUGGGCGUAAAUUGUGUUCUCCUUCCUGACGAGAAUAAAAAAGACUUUAAUGACCUGCCUUCAUAUAUUACCGAAGGUUUAGAAAUACACUUUGUCACCAACUAUGAUGAAGUUUACAAGCUGGCAUUUCCAAACUAGCAUUUAGUCAAUUUCUACAAUAAUUCAAAAGUGAAGUUUUAUAAACACUUUUUUCCCUAACUCCACGAAACGUUUUGUAAAAUUGAAAUGGGCAUGAUCACUGAAAUUGAUUAUCUGUACAAAUGUAUCCAAUAGAGGCAUUGUGAUUAUUGUUCAUUGUUAUUGUUUCUGUAGUCAAUAAACAUUUUUUUAUAGUAUGUUA